Molecule: messenger RNA, 2195 nt
Organism: Conger conger (European conger)
Lineage: Eukaryota; Metazoa; Chordata; Actinopteri; Anguilliformes; Congridae
Exons: 9
Coding region: 438-1964 (508 amino acids)
Biological process (GO): transmembrane transport
Molecular function (GO): transmembrane transporter activity
Source: RefSeq, a predicted model, not a curated record
UCACUCCGCAAAUCACGGUCGUGAAAUUCGUGUGCUCGUCUACACUGUGCACAGAGGUAGUACGUAAACACUACGAAAGAAGCCUUGUUCAAAUGUGCGUGUCGUUGUUUAGAUCAAGCAUUUUGGCAAUGACAUAACCCAGUUGGCUAGAUCAGUAAACAAACUUAACUCUACGUAGGAGCUUACAAUUGCGCUUGCAGGAUUUAGCAAUAGCCUGAUGGGUCCAGACAUGACAGAACAAUACGUUUUAUUCAUUUUUUAAAUCUAGCCUACUUGGUAAGACAAACCGUUCUUAUGAAUUGUUAAGACGAUUUUAAUUGAUAAUUACAUUACAAAUGUCACAGUUUACUCGAUCUUACACUUGCCGAUUAUCUGUCCAUUUACAUUUUGCUCAUUUAAAAUUUUACCGAACAAGCCCUGACGCUUGACCAUAUACCAUGGGUCCGCUACAGAGGAGCGUGUUCUGGAAACUCUGUGUCCUGUACUUUUUAACGGCAUUUAUGUUUUUCGCGGAUGUGUUUACUGUAAAUAUGAUGUCAUGUGUUCAACCGCAUGAGAGAGUUGAUCACAACUUCACUCCGAAUUGCACCGAUUCCAUAUUCGCGGAAGAAAAUGAUUACACUUUGAAGAAUGUUACAGAAAGCGUCAAUAGUUCAGGAUAUGGGGAAGUAGAGCUCUUGGUGUACGCGCAGACCCUGUACAUGACUGGCCUCCUUCUGGGCUGUCCAGUGGGCGGGGCUUUCGCUGACAGAUAUGGGAAACAGCGCCUCCUGGUGGUCAGUGCUGCAUUGCAGGCGGUCACGGCCCUGUGCUCGGCCUUCUCCCCGUACACGGGCUUCCACCUGGCGGCUCGCUGUGCGGCGGGAUUCAUGUGCUGUGGGAUCAUCAGCAGCAGCUUCAGUUUGGGUGUGGAGUGGAGCAUGCCCAGGUACCGCACCUGGCCCCCAGCACUGCUGUCCUUCUCCUUCAGCCUGGGCAUGAUGGGCCUGGCAGGGGCAGCAUACCUGUGCUCCACCGUGAAGCAGCUCUACCUGAGCAUGGCUGUCCCUCAGCUUCUGUGUCUGCCCCUCUACCUUACCAUCCCAGAGUCACCCAAAUGGCUGUUUCUGAAAGGAAAGAUGGAGGUUGUGGAGCAAUAUCAGGCCAGGAGCCAGCAGGACAGGAGGAAUCUGGAGCAGCUCCUCGGCAUCCUGGGAAAGGAGGCUCAGAAGCCCAGUGAAACAGACAUCAUACAAAAAAGACACGGUGACCUGGUACACUUCAAAUCCCCCACCAUCCUACUGAGGCUGUUUGUUACAAGUUAUAUUGGCUUGGCCUCAGCCCUAACGUACUACGGGAUCUGCUUUAACGUGGGGAGCUUCGGGGUGGACGUGUACCUAGCGCAGUUCUUCUCCGGCCUAUCAGAGACGCCCUCUCUCCUGAUGCCCUUCCUGCUGGGCUGCUGGGGCCGACGCCCCUUUUCCAUGAUGUCACUCUUCCUCAGCGGCUCUGCCUGCCUGGUCUCCCUCCUCAUCUCCAGGUUCAGCAAUGUCCCUGCUCUUGUGAUGGGAUUCGCUCUGAUGGGGAAACUGUGUGUGCAGAUCACCACGUGUGUGACAAUACUCUACACAAUAGAGCUCUUCCCAACAGUCAUACGGCAGAAGUGUGUGGGCGCGGUGUCCCUGUGGUACCGGCUGGGCUGCGUUGCGAACGCCGUGGUGGAUUUUCGAGGAGGGAUCCCCCUGGUGGCCAUGCUGUGUUACGGCAGCGCGCCCAUCCUGGGGGCGGGGCUCUGCCUGCUGCUGCCCGAGACCAGCGGCAAGCCCCUCCCUGACACCGUGCAGGACUGCGAGGCCCAGGGCCGGCGCCUCUCUGCUGCCCCCCGCUGGGGAGAGGGCGGCAACGCGGGUCCCACUCCACAGAAGCCUUUCUGUGUUAGUCAUGCAGCUGAGGUUCCUUGCGUCCCCUGUAUAUUCAAGCUGUAACUGCCACUAAACCAUGACUGGGUUAUUUAUAAAAACCCCACGCUGAUGUAGAUAUGGCCUUGUCACUGUUUAACGUUUAUGCUACAUGUUUGAGGGCUGCGAGGGAAGUUUGUUGUGUGCCACUUUGACAAUAAUAUUUAUUGUUCAAUAAUAUUGAGUAUUCAAGCAAUUGAACAGUCGAACUGCAAAGAAAUCAACAUCGCACACCUCCCAGUUAUUAAACAUUCAAUC